Molecule: messenger RNA, 1203 nt
Organism: Miscanthus lutarioriparius
Lineage: Eukaryota; Viridiplantae; Streptophyta; Magnoliopsida; Poales; Poaceae
Source: the annotation of a GenBank genome assembly
AUGGUCGGCGGCGGCGGCGAGGCUUCGGCGGCGGGAGGUGGGAAGGUGGCGUGCGCGGCGUGGAUCCGGCGCCGGGAGGAGAAGGCGGCGGCGGCGGCGGCGCGGGUGUUCGCGGCGUACGGCCGGGCAGCGGGGGCGGCCGGCUCCCCGGCCGCGCUCGAGGUGCUCGGCUUCGACGCCAAGGAGUGCUCCCUCUCCCCCGAGCCCCUGGCGAGGGCCGUGCUCGGGGAGGGCGGCGCGGGCGACGCGCCGCGCGGCAUCGCGGUGCACCCCGCCGGCGACGAGGUCGUCUGCGCCACCGCCACGGGCUGCAGGUUAUUCAAACUGAUAUUUGAAGAGUUCACAGUACGCAUUAUUCCAAGAGAUGCUCCUCCACUAGAAUCUGUUGGACCACAAAAGUGUCUUGCUUUCAGCACAGAUGGUGCCAAAUUUGCCAUUGGUGGAGAGGAUGGGCAUCUCAGAAUAUUCCAUUGGCCAAGCAUGAAUGUGCUUUUGGAUGAACCCAAAGCUCAUAAAUCCUUCCGAGACAUGGAUAUCAGCUUAGACUCAGAGUUCUUAGUUUCAACAUCCACUGAUGGAUCUGCAAGAAUAUGGAAGAUAGAUGAGGGCGCACCACUGGUCAAUUUGACUCGAUCCUCGGAUGAGAAGAUUGAGUGUUGCCGCUUUUCUAGGGAUGGCAUGAAACCGUUCCUAUUUUGCACUGUUGCAAAAGGUUCCAAAGUUGUUACUGUUGUCUGGAACAUAAGCGAUUGGGAGAGAAUUGGGUACAAAAGACUUCUGGGAAAGCCUAUCUCCACACUUUCAGUUAGCUUGGAUGGGAAGUAUCUGGCAUUAGGAAGCAAUGAUGGUGACUUCUGUGCUGUUGAUGUAAAGAAAAUGGAAGUUUCUCACUGGAGCAAGAAAGUUCAUCUUGGUUCCUCAGUCACCUCCAUCGAGUUUUGUCCUACUGAAAGGGUUGUAAUCUCCACAUCACAUCAAUGGGGAGCAGAGCUGACGAAACUGAACGUGCCUGCUGACUGGAAAGAAUGGCAAGUCUGGCUCGUACUCCUGGCGCUCUUCCUAGCGUCCGCCAUCCUGUUCUACGUGUUCUACGAGCGCUCGGACACAUUCUGGAACUUCCCCAUGGGGCGACACCAGCCGGCGAAGCCAUUUAACGUGCUCAAGGAGUCUCCUCCGGUCCCCGAGGACCAGAAUCCAUGGUGA